UUGGUCGUAGUUGUCACAUGCAACAACAACAGGAAGUUAUUCGCUGCGUUAGUAUGAGCCAAAUUCAUACAGUAAGGAAAUUGUAAAUUUAAUAACUGAACUACGAGAUGUAAAUAAUAAUGUCGCAGACUUUUCCGUAAAUUGAGGAUUUCAGUGCAGCCGGAAAGAUGAGUCUGCGUGCUUUGUGGAUUAUUUCUCGUGAGAAUGGAGAAAAUGUUUCAACCUUUUCAAGGAGGUUCUCUACCGUGGAGCACCGUGCAAAGAAGCUGGCAGGCUCCGCAUAUGUAGCAGUCCCAGAGGAGAACACUGUGCUGCAGCUCCUGCUCACUGAGCUGGGGCUUACAGAGUCUGACAAAUCGUACGUAGCUCUCAGAGAUGAUUGCCUUCAUUGUCGGCGGUCACCAGCCCUGGAGCUACGUGUGGAUGGUCCAGGAAAGAGAACACUUUGGCCGGUGUUAGCCAUCUCACAGGGGCCACUUAUUCUGGCUUGCCUGCCUUUAGUGGAUGCCCCCCCUGAGCCACGGCCACCUCUGGCUAACCUGCUGUCAGUCUCACAAGGCCUCACACUACUGGCAGGGCUAGAGACCUAUCUCCUUGGCUCAGGGAGUAAGCUUGAUAGUGAGGGGCUGUCCUCUCGCCUGGCAAUGCUGCCCUCUGUACUCCUUCAGAUUUGCCCACUUGGCACACCCCUGGAUGUCCCGCCACUGGGAGCACCUGCUACACCCAUAGUACCCACACCUGCUGGGAACCAAAAGCAGCCAUCCUGGAAGACAGGGCUCCACCGCGGUCGGGCUAUGGUGAACGUAGCAUUGAUAGAAACUGUGCGCUCCAUGCAGUAUGGUAACCAGAGCAGACAGGACCUUUGGGAUGUUUAUGGCACUGUGACAUGCAAAUGUGAAGUGGAGGGGGUGCUCCCAAAUGUAAUGGUGACCCUCACACUGCCACCAAAUGGUUCUCCGCUGCAGGACAUCCUGGUCCAUCCCUGCGUCACUUCACUGGAUUCUAGUAUCUUGACUGCCAGCAGCGUGGAUAACUGUGAUGGCUCGGCUUUCUCUGGGCCAUAUAAGUUCCCCUUCUCUCCACCCCUGGAGACUUUCAGACUAUGCAGCUACACAUCUCAAGUUCCUGUUCCCCCUAUCCUUGGUUCCUAUCAACUGAAGGAAGAAGAGAACCAGCUGCAUGUGUCAGUAAUCCUGAAACUUCACGAAAGUGUGAAGAAUAGCUUUGAGUACUGUGAAGCACACCUGCCCUUUUUUAACAGGGUUCAGAUGAGCGUGGUGGAUGUGAGGGUGAGCGCUGGACAAUUGGAUGUUUCAAAGGAGAAGAACUUGCUGGUCUGGAGCCUAGGGCAGAAGUUCCCUAAAUCUCGGGAGGUCACAAUGGAGGGAAAGAUUAGCUUUUUUGGGCCAACACCAGGACCUACUGAUCCCCUUUAUUCAGAUCUUACAGCCUACGUCAAAUUGCAUUUCAAAGUGCCUGAUAUGACACUCUCUGGCUGCUGUGUAGACCAGCAUUCAGUGCAGGUUUAUUCUUCUGCCAAACCACGGAUCGUAACAUCCCGAGAACUUCAAUCCAAAGAGUACUUCAUAUGGAAUUCAACAGGCACUGCUCCAGUAUCCUCUGGGCAGAUGAUGCUGUAGCAUGAUUCCAUAGAAAAAGCUUAGUGUAAAGGUGCAAGUUCAUGUAGUACCUGGACUGGAUACUGAAGAUCCUGUCAAGCAGUAUGACCCCUUUAAAUUCUUUUGUUACAAUCUUUUUGUUACUGGAAGGCUUACAAAUGCUCAAAAUUCAAAAUAAUAGUUAAAAUGGUUGGUAGAGUUGACACAUUAUCUUAUAUUCACAUAUAAAUCAUAUUUGGUUUCAGUCAGCCUACUGGCAGAAAUGCAGCUUUUUCAUUUAUUUUUUUUUUUGGAAGGAUGGCUUCUUAAAAAAAAAAAACCUCCCCCUGUAGUCCAACUUCUUUUAUCCCCCAGUCUUCACCCUCCUUCCAAAUUUAUCCCAUUGCAGACACAAAGGCCACCCCUCACUCUGACAGUCCCACUUCAGUGACUCUCCAUCAGCCGGAUAAUUAGCAGCUGGGGCCGUGCCAUCAGCUGUUGUGGGCUUGGAGGAGAGGGGGGGCUCGGCUGUGAAAGGCCCGGGCUGCUCUGACCAGUGUCCUGACUACAAAGGGCUCCUCUUUUACAGCUGGCAGGAGUCCUUACCCCCACCUCCUUUGACCCCGUCCCCACCCUGUCAACUAGUGGUUAGUUCAAGCACACAACCUGUCCAACCAGACUGUGAUUGAGCGCUGACCCUCUGGCCCUCUGAGACUUUAAAAGCAGCUGGUCCCAUUCAGAACGCAGGACCUGCCUAAUUGGUGAAAAAGUCACAAGGGCGGUAAUGAUUGGGUCGCCUCUUGAGGUUGCAGUGGUGCUUUGACUCAGUUAAUGCAGAACAUCGAAGAUUUUUAUUGCUGUAUCAACUUACAGUUUAGGCCUUCAUUUAUAAUUGAUACUUAAUUAUCAAUAAUUUGUUUGAAUAGGAGUGUGGAGAUUGAGAUUUGGAUGGUUUCCACAGUUUAUUGUUCUGUUACCUGGACUUACCUGGAGUUGCAUGUCGACUCCGUUACAUUUCUACUGUAAAAACUCCACCUCCACACACUAAGUUGAAUUAAUAACAAGUCAGUGAAGGGUUAAAUUAGUGGUACUUGUGGCCCCCUAUUCCAUAGCAGCCAGACUCCUCUGAGUGCCUUCAUUGUCUGCUGUUGGCCUCUUGUGCCCCUUGCUGGUCCAAAUGCUACAUUCUCACGUGGAUUUCCACUCAGAAGGGUGACCAUGACCAAUCCUCUGUCAAUUGGAACCAAUUGCUCACACGGCAUCCUUCACCUUCUUUUUAUGUAGCAGUACGGAGUGGCAGACAUCGAGACCUCUCGGCUCUCCCCCUCCAUGAUGAUUUGGCUUUAAGGCCUAGUGUGUAUGGCUAGUGAACCGGAAAAGAAGAAAUUUUUGAAGAGUUGGGCCACUCUAAAUCUCCUCGGUAUCCCAAUAUGUGGUCAGUCUGGCUCCUCAAGUCUUCAGUCACCGUUUUCUCACUGGCAGACUUGGCUUUGUUGGUUGAUUGAUUUGCUAAAUAGACUGACUUGAUUUAAUGUGUUGCUCUGCUCCAGUGCCUUCAGCCCAUACUGUACCUGUGGGCCUUUAAUUCUCUUGUGCUUUUUAAAAAUUGGUAAUUGAUUCCAUUAUUAUUUGUUCUUGUAAACAUUAUAAAUGAGCAUUAUUAACUCUUUGGUACAAUAAUCAUGAAAAUAAAAACUCUCAUCUCCUAAAAUAAAACUGCAAGUGGCACAGAGGUGUGAAUUGUCAUAAAUCAUGACUGAAGUUGCAUAGCUAGUGUUCAAAAUGAUCUUUCAUACCAAAACAUUUACUACACUGCACCUGUUAUCCACUGAAUUGUGAGAGUUUACAUUGUGUCCAUAAGCCCAGUAAUGACACCCAGUGGUAGAGUACAGUUUAGUUCAUGUUAGACUGUUUGACAGUUUGAUGUACAUUUCUUCUGUUGAAAUAGUUCCAGUUAAGCACUGCCAGGUGAUCUCUGCUGGUUUAACUGUGUGAUGUGAUCCCAGCAACGUUCAUUUAAGUCACCGUGUCUGAGGACCAAGCUUUUGUCGGCCACUGUGGCCUCAGGUGUUUGAUAGGAGCCCACAGCCUCUCUAAACCCACUAAGAGUCAGCCUGAGGGAGACCACAUGAAGAAUGGCAACAAAUUAGCAGUUUUCUGUUUGUCCAUGAUCUUUUUAAAUAACAGAAUAUCUUUGGAUGCGUAAGGAUGCUUAUGUGCUAACUUCUAAAACCCAUGUCUAAUAAUAGACCUGAAGCUUGGUAGAUGAGUGAGUUGAAUCCCAACUUUUGAACUAAACAUAAAGCUUAUUUUAUUUAUAUUUGCUAUCAAUAUUGUAGGAAAGUUAAAUGAUCUUCAGAUUCACUGCUUCAUCAGCAGGCUUUGCAACUUUAGUGCAUCACUGCCACCUAUAGAUGGCGCCAUAGAUUCAGACAUGCGGUGAGAGCCCUGAAUAUGGGAAUUCCGUUCAUGUUGCAAGUUGAUUUGAUCUUGAAC
This is a messenger RNA of Monopterus albus (swamp eel), 4094 nucleotides long. It is a transcript of the gene ap5m1, whose product is annotated as adaptor related protein complex 5 subunit mu 1. Gene Ontology annotation, biological process: endosomal transport. The record is from RefSeq and is a predicted model, not a curated record. NCBI's taxonomy places the organism in Eukaryota, Metazoa, Chordata, Actinopteri, Synbranchiformes, Synbranchidae. Bases 168 to 1640 code for a protein of 490 amino acids. The transcript is spliced from 8 exons. Gene Ontology annotation, cellular component: lysosome; late endosome; cytosol.